Manihot esculenta (cassava) is the source of this 2107-nucleotide messenger RNA. Its product is annotated as cyclin-A2-2. Gene Ontology annotation, cellular component: cyclin-dependent protein kinase holoenzyme complex; cytoplasm; nucleus. The coding region runs from base 252 to 1721 and encodes 489 amino acids. NCBI's taxonomy places the organism in Eukaryota, Viridiplantae, Streptophyta, Magnoliopsida, Malpighiales, Euphorbiaceae. Gene Ontology annotation, biological process: mitotic cell cycle phase transition; regulation of cyclin-dependent protein serine/threonine kinase activity. The record is from RefSeq and is a predicted model, not a curated record. The transcript has 12 exons. Gene Ontology annotation, molecular function: cyclin-dependent protein serine/threonine kinase regulator activity.
CCCUCUGUCUCUUUCAAAACCACCUAAAAGCUCUCUCCCUCUGUCUAGAGCUCUCUACACUGUCAGUAAAGGUCUCGGAGCUCCCAUGACCACAGUUAGCUCUCUCGCUCUCUCCCCCUCUCACCUUCCUGUUUUUCUUUGGCCAUCUUCGUGUUCCUUUUUUGGCAUUUGAGCUUUUGAAUGUGUUCAAUGAAGAGGAAUUCAAUUUAGAUUUUAGAAUCAUGCAUUGCUCUUCCUGAAGGCAAGCAAAUAUGGAUAAGGAAAAUACAGUUGCUGCCAAAGUUGAAGAGCCCACUACCAGAAUUACCCGAGCAAGGGCUAAAGCCUUAGAGACUUUGGGAGGAGUACCUCCUGCCUCAAAAGCUUCCUUUAAGGAUGACCAUAGGCGUGUUCUUAGAGCCAAUACCAAAAGAACAGCAUCAGAUGCUAACAAAGCUUCUAUAACUGCAAUUUCUGGCCUACAGUGCAAGAGAAGGGCAGUGCUUAAAGAUGUGACGAACGUGACGCCCAAGAAUUCAUUUGCAAAUUGCAUCAAUGGAACUAAAGUUCAGACUAGCAAGCAGGCAAGUAAAUAUCCUACAAUUAAGAAUACAGAAGUGGCUGCUGAAAUCUCUCUACAAAUUUCAGAGGUUGAAGAGGAUGUGAAAACUAAGUUGGCUGAAGAGUUGUCAAAAAUAAGAAUGGUGGAAGCACAAGAGAUUAAUUCACCUUCAAAGACAAAAGGAAAACAACAAAGGAAGUGCUUUGGAGCAAGAGAACAUGUUGUAGCAGAUGAAAUGCUUCCAAUGCUUGCUCCCACAGAACCUGCUGGACUCCCAAGCUCUCAAAAGAAAGAAGAAAAUAAGAUUUGCAACAAGCUGGAGUCCACAAGCGGUCCAGGCAUAGUGGACAUUGAUUUAAAUCUAAAAGAUACUCAAUUCUGUGGUACAUAUGCUCCUGAAAUUUAUAACAACAUACGAGUUAAAGAGCUUGACCAGAGGCCUUUGACUAAUUACAUGGAAAAAAUGCAGCAUGAUAUCACUCCUAGCAUGCGUGGAAUUUUGAUUGAUUGGCUUGUUGAGGUCUCUGAGGAGUAUAGGCUUGUUCCGGAUACGCUUUACCUCACAGUUAAUCUCAUUGAUAGAUUCCUCUCUGAAAAUUAUGUUGAGAAACAAAGGCUCCAACUGCUUGGUGUUACUUGCAUGCUAAUUGCCUCAAAGUAUGAAGAAAUUUGUGCACCACGGGUUGAAGAAUUUUGCUUCAUCACUGACAAUACUUACAGAAGAAAAGAGGUAUUGAUAUUGGAGAGUCAAGUUCUGAAUUUCUUGCACUUUCAAAUCUCUGUUCCCACCACAAAAACAUUUCUGAGGAGAUUCAUUCAAGCAGCACAAUCUUCUUACAAGGUUCCUUGUAUUGAACUGGAGUUCCUGGCAAAUUAUUUAGCAGAGCUGACUCUUGUUGAAUAUGACUUCCUAAAGUUCCUACCUUCUCUUAUAGCAGCAUCUUCAGUUUUUCUUGCUCAAUGGACUCUUGAUCAGUCGAACCACCCAUGGAACCCAACCCUAGAGCACUAUACAAGUUACAGCGCACCAGAACUGAAAUCCACAGUACUUGCUCUUGAAGACUUGCAGCAGAACACUAAUGGCUGCUCCCUAAAUGCUAUUCGUGAAAAGUAUAGACAACAGAAGUUCAAGUGUGUGGCAAGUUUGAGGUCUCCACAACGAGUUUCUUCACUCUUCUAAAGAAGAAGAAUAGCUGGGCCUUGCUUUUAACAUGUGCAGCACCUUACAUUAAUCACAAAACAUUUCCUUUUUACCUCUAAAAGGUAAUGUAAUAUGAGUUUAUCAUAUUGUUGUAACAUCUAAUGUUAUUACUAUGGUGGUUCCAGACCCAGAUCACCGUAACCACUAGUAGCAAGUGUAACACACUUAAUUUAAUGUCUUAAGCUGAAUAAUAAUGUUGACAACUUCCUUAGUCCAAGGGAAGUUUUAACAACAGUAGCUUUGAUUAUUCACUAGGUUGAAAACUUUGGCACCGGGAAUAUGUACCUAUUCGGAGAUCACUUUUUGUAUGUAAACCUUGUGAAUUUUAUAAUGAAACAAAAAGAAAUACUUUCAUUUCUUGCUUA